Strongylus vulgaris is the source of this 699-nucleotide messenger RNA. The record is from the annotation of a GenBank genome assembly. Lineage: Eukaryota; Metazoa; Nematoda; Chromadorea; Rhabditida; Strongylidae.
AUGUUUGGAGUACACCUUCGUCACAAGAAAAAACCACCCUGCCUUGAUCGAUCUCAUACAUCUCCUACUGAAGUUCCAUUUUCUAUUAAUACUGGUUCACGAAAGCGACAUAUCGAUGAUGCCUUAGCAUCAACUGGCAAUACAAACACCGAUGCCCUUUUAGCAAGUAUUAGCCGAGUCUCAGGAGUUGUUGAAGGAGAAGUGACAGAUGAUCUGGAUAUUUUGCCUAUGUUCACCAACAAGCGCUUGAAAUCUGAGUACGAUGGAGGAGAACAAGAUGAUAGCGCCAUGAUAGAGGAUAGCAUCCUUGAUAAUUUGAACCCGAUCUCAGUUUUGGAUAACGUUGCUGCUCUAUUUGCAUCUGAUGGCCGUAUUGAAGAUGCCUAUGCUGACACGCAUACAGAAAAACCUUUGAAGAGUCAAAGUGCAAAGGCUUUAAGCAGCGCGAUCUCAAAGAAGCGUGUUCUCGGCGAGUGUAGCAAGUGUCAAAAGCCAGUAACAGCAGGAGCUCGUCAAAUGCACAUGUUCUUCCAUUUGGCUAAAGAUCAUGGGACUUUCCGUUUCCGUUGCCUUUUCGAGGGUUGUACCGUAGAACAUUAUCGUAAGGAUCAAAUGGAAAAUCAUCAGUCGAAGAUUCACGGCAAAAUUGAUCCAGAAAUGAUGGAAGAUAGAUCUCUUGAAUUGUUUCAUCGAUGUCAG